CAGCACAGCAGACGCACACUAGCUCAACACGUCGUGACACGUGGACGUCAGACAACAUGCGACUCACCGCGCUGUUCGUACUCGCCCUAGGACUCUGUGUCUCUGCGCAAAAUCUUGACAACUUUAUUUCGGAUUGUGAAGGAUAUUUCUCACACCCUGCUCAAUGCGCCCCUGACACGGUACCAUGCGACUACUCCGCCUACUGGAUUUAUAGUCCGUCCACCGAUGUCAUCAGAUUCGUGUUGACUUCAAAGAUGGGGACAUACACGGCCAUUGGCUUCUCGAAGGACGAUAGAAUGGCUAACACUGAUGUCGCCUAUGGUUGGAUCAGCGACGGCGGCGCACGAUUAUUUGAGGGCAAUUUCCCACGAUACGGCCAGCCAGUAGUUGAUCAGAACAAUGGCCUCACCAUGGACACGGCGACCACUGACGGCGUUAUUCAAACGAUCGGGUUUAGUAGAUCUCGUGUGAGCUCUGGAGACAUGACAGUCGAUGAUGUCUACUUCAUCUUCCCGCACAAGCCCGGCAACGUGCAGGACAACACCAACGGAAGAAUCAGCAAGCAUCGUGCGACGCCGCUCGUAACUACGCAGCUCAUCAGCUUUGCGAAGUGUCGUGCCGACGCCGCUGCGGCGGCCGCCGCUGCCGCCCAAGCCCCACGAAGCGCGCCCGGGCAGUCCUCCGUGCCAGGAGCGAAAUUUUUCGGAAACCUCAGGACCUAUUUCUACGGUGUCAGCGGCGAGGUUCGCAUUCUGGACAACAACCGCAUCAUGCUGCGACAAUUCACCUACGACCACCGAGCUGCGCCAGACGUGUACUUCUACGCUGGCUUCUACGACUCGGCGUCAGAGCUGCUGCCGCAUCAGAAAGAAUCGCAGAUACAGAAGUGUCCUGGACAAUUCGGCGUCACACUCUCGGACAGCGUCAUCGGCACGGACCCCAUUGAUAGAGCUUACAAUAACGAGAACGUUAUCCUAACCUUCCCGAACGGCGUCGAUAUGAGGAACCUACAGUGGAUCUCCAUAUGGUGCAGGAGAUUUGGCAUUGAUUUUGGUAGCACUGUCACAACACAAGGCCUCGUACGUAACUCAGCGCCUUCCGGUGUAAACCGUCUGAUCGGAGAUGGAGUCAGCAGCGGUAACGUCAACCUUCUCAACCUCACACAUAUCUCCGUGCGAGAUCUGCAAGUAGACUUCAAGUAUCCAGCUGUGUACUUCAUUGCGGGAAUCUCGGAUGGCUCACUUCCCAGUGCCUCUAACUUCGUCGCUUAUCUCGACUUCAAGCCCGGAUCCACGGAUCCCAUCGGACAGGUAAGAAAGAAGGACAUCGUGCUGGGCUUGCCCGCCUCGAACCCGAGCAUCGUAUGGACAUCUGUCGACUACUUCGCCUUGUACACGUUUAAGCAAUGCAACCCCAAACCGCUGGCCUGGAUACCAAUACGAUUGAUACAAUUGGUGCCUAAUAUAUUCACUAGACAAUUGGGACGUUUGCGUCUACUGACCAGUCGUUGGUAUGUCUAGGGCGACACAACGCGUGCAUGAUACUUUGAUGUAAAAAGCAGUAUAGUGAAGCACCCUUUAACUAGUUGACGGCGAAACACAACUAGCUGUAAUGUUUGCAGUCAUCCACCCACCUUAACUUCCGCGUCCGCGGCCUCCCUCACCAAGCCUACCUAAAAUGUCGAUAGGUUUUUGUUUCGAAUUUUCUUCUUGAGGCAAAAGCGUUAUGUUACGAUGCGGAAUUUGUUUGUAAUGCCAGGACUCUAUACCUGAGAUCAAUGUAUACGGACAUGUGGCUAUACGUAAUCGUACGUUGAUUAAAGGAUGUUUAUAUCGUAUCUAAGUAGAUUAGAAACUCCUCAAUAGCAGUUUCAUUGUUCUGAACUAGGGUAUACCAAAUUAACGAACUAUAACGGUAAUGCAGUUGACAGCCAUUAAUUGUUUACAAGGAACCAAGGUUGCUGAUUCUCUAUGUUAAAAAAGUAGUCAAAACUAUGGGAUAUGUUGAUAAGGCAUUCUUAUAAUAAAUAGAUACAAACUGUAUAAAAUUUA
Molecule: messenger RNA, 2051 nt
Organism: Priapulus caudatus
Lineage: Eukaryota; Metazoa; Priapulida; Priapulimorpha; Priapulimorphida; Priapulidae
Exons: 11
Coding region: 57-1520 (487 amino acids)
Source: RefSeq, a predicted model, not a curated record